CACAAAUAUCUCACCGGUCCUUUCACUUUAUACUUCGCUGGCUAAGAAAUUGAUAUUUUUGAGAGGUAGAAGCCGAUAAUCUCCAGCGGAAGCCUGAAGAGAAGGAUGAGAUUCGCAGUAAACCAUCGCUGCGGCGGGAUUGGCGGAGCUCGCGUCGGCGCCCUCUUUGCUGGCAACUCUCCAAUUUCCGUCGAGACUCCUGCUCUCCUUCUCUCUACCAUGAAGGGCCUUCCAGCCUUCCUCUCCCGAGACCUUGUCGCCAAUCUUCCAUUUCCAGGCCCCCACCCGCUGCACAUAAGCCCCAUUGACUUCAUUCACGGCCCUACUCCAUCGAUUAUUUCAAGCAUUGGAGGUCUGCAUGAAAUGUUGGCCUUGCAAAAUUGUGUCUUGGUGGCUUCGCCAAGGGAUUCUAUCGAAAGUUUGCCGGAGAGUGUUGCCGCUAACAAGCUCGGUGCAUCGUUUGAGACACCGGGAGGGCGUCGGCUGGUUAAGCCGUCUGAUUAUAUGGAGAUUAUUUCCUCCUUGAAGCCCGACUUUUGGGCUAGUUUGGCUGAUGAGGUUCCUGCAAGGGUUUCUGAGAAGAGGAAUAAGGCUUCGGUGGAUAGGACUGUGCGGUGGCUAGAUGACUGUAUUGCUUUGGACAAGACAGGUGGAAGUAAUAUUUUUGGAGCCAUUGUUGGUGGUGCUAGUGUAGAAGAACGGAAACGUUGUGCCACUGAAGUUGCAAAGAAAAAUGUGCGAGGUUUUUACAUUGGAGGUUUUGGGCUUGGAGAGAGCAUGGAAGAGCGCCCCAGCUUACUCAAUACAGUUGUGGAUAUCUUACCUGAGGAGAAGCCACGCCAGAUAUCCGGAUUAGCAUUACCAGAGGAGGUCUUGCAGGGGGUGGCUGCGGGUAUUGAUCUCUUUGAUUCAACGUAUAUUUAUCACCUUACUCUUGGAGGCCUUGCACUUGUCUUCCCACUUGACGUACUAGAGGGAGAAAUUUUCAGUACUCAAUUGCAUAAUUUUGGUGAUGUCACAAAGAUAAAUCUGCGAGCAACCGUGUACAGAAAAGAUACAUCACCUCUUGUCGACAACUGUAGCUGCUACACAUGCCAGAAUCACACUCGAGCCUACAUCAAUCACCUACUUAAUGUGCAUGAAAUGCUAGCUCAAAUCCUUCUAGAAAUCCACAACACUCAUCAUUAUCUGGGGUUCUUUCGCUCAAUUAGGGAAGCAAUAAAGAUAGACAAAUUUGAUUUAUUUUGUAAGAAAUUUAUUGAGGGAAGGCGUGCACAUCUUACCUCCUCUCAGCCAUGCUAUGAUGGUAAGGAAUCGCCAUUUUUAUCGAUUCAGACAAACUGAGUAUUGUACACACUAAAUUGUGUCAACUAAAUGCCUUUCCGCUACUGUUUUGUAUUGCUGUAAGGAAUAUAUCAGCAAACAUUACUGUUUUUAUGAGCUUAGGCAGGAUUAGAGCUUUUUAUUCCAUCGAAUAUUUAUAAAUAACCCAAAAUUAAUUUCAAGGAUUUAAUUGCUGAAA
Messenger RNA from Dendrobium catenatum, 1522 nucleotides. Its product is annotated as queuine tRNA-ribosyltransferase accessory subunit 2. The transcript has 10 exons. Gene Ontology annotation, molecular function: tRNA-guanosine(34) queuine transglycosylase activity. The coding region runs from base 106 to 1344 and encodes 412 amino acids. NCBI's taxonomy places the organism in Eukaryota, Viridiplantae, Streptophyta, Magnoliopsida, Asparagales, Orchidaceae. The record is from RefSeq and is a predicted model, not a curated record.